AUCUUGAGUUGGAAAAUUCUCCAAUUUUGGCGCACGCGCAUUGUCAUUUGUCAAAAAUUGGUGUCGCAUCACAUGACCCGAUUUGUCCCCGUGACCAAAAUUGAAGGAAAAUUCAAAAAAUUCAAGUCAACCAACACAAAUAGGCCCACCAUGGAUAUGCUGGACCCCUUGGAUUCGAGUGCAGAAGUUGAAGAGGUUGAGUCCAAAGUUAUACUAAACGAUAAUGUCAUAUCAAAGAACUCCGUCGAAAGUGACGAUGAGCAGAAUGUUGUUGACCACCUUUCACCUCAGACCCUUCUGGAGACUCCCCCCGAUAACGAAGUACAGUACUCUUUGAGGUCACCAGAAGGCAUGAUAACGUACAGAGUUCUCCAAGUGGAGGAAGGUGUGGAGUCUGUGCCUCAAAUUGUCACAACUGGUAGCAAUUUCUCAAAUACCAACGUCCAACAAGUCCUCACCAGUAAUCUUAACGGCCAGGUCUAUGUUAUUGGAAAUCCAAACGAUGUUUUUGCCACACAAGCAGGGGCCAGGGCCAUAGCGCCAAGAUCUUCUAUUAUUGACAAUAGCACUUCGGUGGUAACGAAUAUAAAACGACGGGACGAAAGGCGAAGAGCCACGCAUAACGAAGUAGAGAGACGAAGGAGAGACAAAAUCAAUAAUUGGAUUACGAAAUUAUCGAAAAUAAUCCCAGAGAACACCCCUCCGGACAUGAAAGGCAACGGCCACUACGACGGCCAGUCCAAGGGUGGAAUUUUAGCAAAAGCGUGCGAAUAUAUUUUAGAAUUACGGGACAACGAGCAAAAGUGUGACCUUUACAUGAAGGAAAAUAAGCAACUAAGUCAAGCACUCGAGUUACUCAAGCAGAAAAAUGCAGCUCUAGAACAAGAAAAUAGGACUUUCAGGGAAAUUUUAAAAAGAAACGGACUUGACGUACCAAAUAGUAUAAUGUCAUAGAUCUAUGUAAUUAUUUUAAUAUACCUACAUAUAAUAAUUAUUUUAAGGAAUAUUACACUAUUAUACUUUUGUUGUGUGUUAAGGACUUUUUUGGAAUUUUUAUGCUUUGUUGCUACAAGAUUAUUAAAUCGAGGAUUUUUGUUACUGGGUAGUUUCAUAUCGUGCGAUUCGAUACCAAUUUAGGCUGGCUUGAAAAUGAAGAUUUUUUAUUGGUAUUUUUUACGAUUCUUCGGCAGUAGUUGUGUUAAGAGUGAAAAUGGUUAAAUUCGUUACAAUGAGGUGCCUACCUAGAAAGGAGACGGGAUCACAUGAUAUAACUAUGUACGCGUGAUAAUAACUGUAAUUUCUAAUAAAUGCGACAAUUGUC
This is a messenger RNA of Tribolium castaneum (red flour beetle), 1321 nucleotides long. It is a transcript of the gene Usf, whose product is annotated as Usf. The transcript has 4 exons. Gene Ontology annotation, biological process: regulation of transcription by RNA polymerase II. NCBI's taxonomy places the organism in Eukaryota, Metazoa, Arthropoda, Insecta, Coleoptera, Tenebrionidae. The record is from RefSeq and is a predicted model, not a curated record. Gene Ontology annotation, molecular function: DNA-binding transcription factor activity, RNA polymerase II-specific; protein dimerization activity; RNA polymerase II cis-regulatory region sequence-specific DNA binding. Bases 73 to 954 code for a protein of 293 amino acids.